AUGCACUCUAACCCUCCUAGAUACCGAGCCAUCACGCCCAAGGCACGCCUCAUCCCGCUCCCUCCCGCCUUCCUCGAAUACCUUCGUUCAGAUGGCAUCAUCCUACCCCCCGACGAGAUAGACAAUCCUUCAUGGUCAGACAACGAUAGCGGAAUAUUCUCAGGCGCCGACAACAAUGACGACGAUGAAGAGGAGAGCCCCGACCCAAGCGCACACUGGCGCGACACCCACGAAGCCAUCGGGCGCACUAUUGAGGAGCUGGGCGGCAAAGUCGCGCCCAAGCUGAACUGGAGCGCCCCAAAGGAUGCCACUUGGAUAGCAGCAACCAACAGCAUGGAGUGCCGUACGCCCAACGACAUCUACCUCCUCCUCAAGAGCAGCGACUUCGUCACCCACGACCUGACCCACGCCUUCGAUGACACGGUCGACGAGACCACAACGCCACACCCGGAGAUAGCAUAUCAUCUUGUUCUUAGGAAGUGGAUUACACUCAACCCAAGUGUUGAGUUCCGGUGCUUCGUCCGUGACCGGAGACUGAUCGCCCUGUGCCAGCGCGACUUGAACCACUUCGACUUUCUGUUCAACAUGCGGGACAAACUCCGCGAUACGAUUCAAGACUUCUUCGAUGCAAAACUACGCGACACCUUCCCAGAUCCAAACUUCACCUUUGACGUAUACAUUCCGCCACCACAUGACAAGGUUUGGGUAGUAGACUUUAAUCCUUGGGCCGUACGGACAGACCCACUGAUCUUCUCAUGGAUGGAACUACUUACCAUGGAUGUACCUGACAGGGUUCCAAUUGAAGAGUCGACUGUGCGUUUGAAGAUAUCGAGCGAUAAUAGCGAAUCAGCGCAAGCAGCCAGCAACACAGUAGAACAAGACUCAGACUCGGAUGGGGACUCCAUAGAGGAGUUGUGGCAGCCUGAGUUUCGACUAGUACGGAGAGACGACCCAGAGGCAUACGGUUUCGCGACUCCACAAUACAGCGCUCAUAAACUCCCCAAGGAUGUAGUAGACGCAAGCAGUGGCGGAGAGGGCCAACUACGCGAGUUUGCAAUGCAGUGGGAACAGGCCCAGAAGCUGGCGGAACAGCAGAGAGCCGAGGAUAGUGAGGAUGAUUAG
Molecule: messenger RNA, 1122 nt
Organism: Pyrenophora tritici-repentis Pt-1C-BFP
Lineage: Eukaryota; Fungi; Ascomycota; Dothideomycetes; Pleosporales; Pleosporaceae
Product: cell division cycle protein 123
Cellular component (GO): cytoplasm
Source: RefSeq, a predicted model, not a curated record